UCACCCGCUUCUAACGUAACGGGAGCAGUCUUCGACCGCUUCAUCCAAAUCUGGCUCGAAAACACCGAUUUCGCACGUGCGAACGGUACGAGUGAUUUACAGACCUUGGUUCAGCAGGGUAUCCUGUUGACGAACUACUUUGCCAUUACGCACCCCUCGUUGCCAAACUACGUCUCUGCCGCCGGUGGAGACUACUUUGGUAUCGGUGAUGAUAACUUGCACCAUGUUCCUGCUAAUGUGUCGACCGUCGUCGAUAUCUUGGAGGAACGCGGAAUUUCCUGGGGUGAGUAUCAGGAGGAUAUGCCCUACGCCGGAUACACAAGCUACAACUACGCUAACCCCGCGGAUGGGGGGUAUGUGGAUUAUGUCAGGAAGCACAACCCGCUUGUCAACUACGACUCUGUCGCCAACAACGCCUCCCGGUUGUUGCAGAUUAAGAACCUCACUUCUUUGUAUACCGACUUGAGUGCUUCUACGAUGCCACAGUGGAGUUUCAUCACGCCUAAUAUGAAGAAUGACGGACAUGACACAACCAUCAACUACGCCGCAAACUGGACAAAAACAUUCCUAACCCCGCUGCUCAACGACACACGCUUCAACGCCCCGCGUACACUCAUCGUCCUAACCUUUGACGAGUCCGAAACCUACGCGGACCAAAAUCGCGUAUUUACACUCCUCCUCGGAUCAGCUGUCCCAGAGUCUCUACACGGAACGACGGAUGAUACGGUCUACACUCACUACUCCUCCCUCGCCACCAUCGAGAACAACUGGUCCCUUUACCACCUCGGUCGUGGGGACGUCAAUGCUUCGAUGGCGAAUGUCUUUGAUAUCGUGGCGAGUAAGACGAAUUAUUCGAAUAUCGCUGUGGACGAGAGCUCGAUGCUCAACAACCAAUCCGGGCCUGGGGCUUUGUCGGCAACGAAGUGGGCUCCUAUCCCGAAACCCAACAUGACCACCAUGGGAGCUGGUGGCCGUGGUGUGUUGCCGUCUAUCAAGAGUGUAUGGGGGAAUUAUAGUUUG
Messenger RNA from Saitoella complicata NRRL Y-17804, 1020 nucleotides. RefSeq names its product phosphoesterase-domain-containing protein. The record is from RefSeq and is a predicted model, not a curated record. Gene Ontology annotation, biological process: phospholipid catabolic process. The transcript has a single exon. The annotation marks the transcript as partial. NCBI's taxonomy places the organism in Eukaryota, Fungi, Ascomycota, Saitoellomycetes, Saitoellales, Saitoellaceae. Gene Ontology annotation, molecular function: hydrolase activity, acting on ester bonds.